Molecule: messenger RNA, 896 nt
Organism: Linum tenue
Lineage: Eukaryota; Viridiplantae; Streptophyta; Magnoliopsida; Malpighiales; Linaceae
Source: the annotation of a GenBank genome assembly
CACGAAGUACAAGGAUAUGAAUAAUAGAAUGAACCAUCCACCACCCCAGAUAAAUCCAUCAAUCUGGAGGGAAAUGGAAAUAAGUGAUAAGAACAAAGAUAAUCAGGAGAUGAGUGAGCUUGCAGCCACUGGCGGUUCAACACCUUUGGCCAAGUACAGACAUGAGGAGAUAAAACAAACUGGAAAAGAACCUGAUCCGAUCGAAAUGUUCAAACGGUUCCAUGUGAAGAAGGACAAACAUUGGGUUAGCUCAAUGGCAAAAGACCUGUAUGAUGGUAUGAUAGAAGCAGGAGCUGAAAAGGUAUCCCAAGGGGAAGAACCAAAGAGAUUUGCCAUCAAUCAAGAAGUGAUAGGACCACAACUCCCCAAGUGUGUUCUAGGGAUGGGACAUGGGGUGAGCUCGGUUGAUGUCUUCGGCUCCCCAUCAAGUUAGAGUUGCAUCAAGCGUUGUCAGGAGGAUCGAACGAAAGAAAGGGAAAAAAUGAUGAAAAAAUGAGGAGGUUGGAGAAUAAGAUUGUAGAUGUGAGGAAUGCGGUCCCUCACAUCGUUGAAUCUGUGUUGUAGAGACUUGGAGUGCGGUUGCCAGAGUCAUUCGACAUGGAUAUCAACAGGUGAAGCCAAUGGGGAACAUGGUUGAGUUGGCGAAACUCAGGAUAACGAUGAGCCCGACAACGAGUCUGAUGAGGAGACUGUCGACAAGACUGCUGCUGCAUGAAUUUCUUUUAAUGAUAUCGUAGGAUUCUAAGUAUGGCUUGAAAUUUGGGAUAUUUUGUAUAAUUUUCGGAGGAUAUUAAGACUUUUGAAUUUUGGAUGUUUGUUCGUAGCUGAUGUCUACUUGUAAGACAGUUAAUCUAAGUAAAUUUCGAAAUAUUAUCAUCUAUGCAUUUCUUCGUUUG